CCUCACUGGUUAAUAUUACUGUUUAUUAAGCUGUCACCCCUUGAUGCUUUAAUUUGCCUCAGCUGCAGGAUUCUUUUUCUUUCUCUCAAACCCUUUUUUGACUCCCGCGCCUUGUUCUUCUCUCCUUCUCUCUCUCUCUCUUAGAACAGACCCUUUUUUUUUUAAAAAAAAUCCUUGUUGUGUCAUGUUCCUGGAGAGCAUUUGUCCAGGCCAAGUCAAUCCACAACCUCAUGCGAUUGAAGCCUUUGUGUGGAAAUCCAUCCGCUACAUUAUAUAUGCAACCGGGUCAAAAGUCGUCAUUUAUGCCGAUCCAGCAAAACUUGUUCAAAUCGUUUCUUCGAAAACCCUAGGCAAUGACGACCAGCGCGAAAUGGUGACAGCUGUUGCUGGAUGUCCAAGGACGGGUCGUCUUGCACUUGCAUGCGGAACACAAAUUGGCAUAUGGCAAUACUCGGAUAAAACAAAGUCAAAACAACAGUGGCAUUUCGAUACUGUGAUUGAUACUGGAACACGCGUGAGCUGCCUUGAUUGGGGCAAAGAUGGUAAAAUGCCAUCUUUUGGCAGCAGGACAAGAGAUCUCGGUGUGGAUGCCUAUCCAUAAAGAAGGAAGCCAGCCUUUGCCGGCAUGGAAAAAGCUGUGGCAUAUAAGACCAGCAACGCAUGUUGCUAUAGCAAAAUUUGAACCAAACUCUAUGCUUUUCGCUACCGUUGGCUCGGUAAAUAUAAGAUUCCUUUUUUCUCUCCUUUCUUGUAGUGCGUCUAUUGUGUGUGUAUAAUCAU
This is a messenger RNA of Zychaea mexicana, 780 nucleotides long. RefSeq lists its product as uncharacterized. The transcript is spliced from 6 exons. NCBI's taxonomy places the organism in Eukaryota, Fungi, Mucoromycota, Mucoromycetes, Mucorales, Lichtheimiaceae. The record is from RefSeq and is a predicted model, not a curated record. The coding region runs from base 185 to 601 and encodes 138 amino acids. Gene Ontology annotation, cellular component: RAVE complex. Gene Ontology annotation, biological process: vacuolar acidification.